Messenger RNA from Dicentrarchus labrax (European seabass), 3494 nucleotides. RefSeq names its product tripartite motif containing 47 (gene trim47). The record is from RefSeq and is a predicted model, not a curated record. Bases 78 to 1514 code for a protein of 478 amino acids. The transcript is spliced from 8 exons. Gene Ontology annotation, molecular function: zinc ion binding; protein binding. Lineage: Eukaryota; Metazoa; Chordata; Actinopteri; Moronidae.
UGAGCCCUUUCCCUCUCACCUCCUCCUUCACUUCCUACAGCGGCAGUGUUGCGCUGCCUUCGGAUUGUAAUUUAAACAUGGCUACUGCUGGAGCAGCUGGAGACGACCUGAAGAAAGAGCUCACGUGUGCAAUUUGUUUGGACUUCUUCAAAGACCCCGUCAUACUGAAAUGCGGGCAUAAUUUCUGUCGGUUUUGCAUCUGCAUGCACUGGGAUGAAAAUGGCGGAGACUACGGGUAUCAGUGCCCUCAAUGCCGAACGGUGUUCAACAAGCGGAGCUUCACUAAAAACUACCUGGUGCAGAACCUGGUGGCAAAACUGGACGACCUGGAGUGUCUGGGGUCUUGUCCUGCACAGUCUAAGCCCGUUAAAGUAGAUGGGAAGUGUGAACAACAUGGAGAAGAGCUGAAAUUGUACUGCCAAACUGAUAAGAGGCCCAUCUGUGUAGUCUGCAGGGAAUCUAGAGCGCACAGACACCAUGAGGUAGCACCAGUGCCAGAAGUUGUGAAUGACAUGAAGAUGGAGUUGAAAUUGAGAUUAAUGGAGCUCAACUGGCAGAAGUCUCAAUGUGUAAAAGUUAUUACGGCUGAUGAGCGCACCAGAAACGAAGUCAGGUUGAAGAAGCAGAGACUCAAGGAGAAGAUUGAAGCAGAUGUUGGUGCCUUGGUCCAAUUCUUAUUAGAUGAAAGGGACUCCCUGCUUGAGUGCCUGGAUGCAGAGGAAGUGGCCACCAUGGCCGUCAUAGACGACAACUUGAAGAUUGUGGAGACGGAGGCGGCAGCUGUGGACAAAGCUAUAGCUAAUAUCCACAGCCACAUCAGUGGGAAAACUAGCUUUGAGAGCCUUUCUGAUACAUUCAAUGAAGUCAUCCAUUGCAAGCCAUUCACAUCCCUCGAGACGGUUAAUUGUCAGACUGAAUUUACAGACUUCUCAGGGCCCUUCCAGCUUAUCAUGUGGAAGAAGAUGAUGCACGUGCUGCAUACCAUGCCUCAGAACCUCACCUUAGACCCAGACACAGCUCACCCAAACCUGCUCAUCUCAGACUUUGACACAAAAGUGGAGGAGGGCCGUGUUCGCAACCAGGAGCCAGACCUGCCAGCCCGGUUCACGCGGUUUUGUGGUGUCCUUGCCACAGCCCAGUACGCCAGCGGCCAGCACUACUGGGAGGUGGAUGUGAAGGACAAAGGUGUGUGGUACCUGGGAGUCACCACCGAGUGCAGCAACAGAAAGGGCUUCGUCAGCCUCACUCCCUCCGCAGGGUACUGGAGCCUGUGUCUGCAGGACCGGCUGUAUGCCAACGGAGAGGACGGGCGCAUCCCUGUCGCCGAUUACUGGAACUCUCCUCGGGUCGGUGUGUACCUGGACUACGACAAUGGCCGUCUUAGUUUCUAUGAUGCCGUCACAAUGAAGAGACUGUACAUGUUUGACACCUGCUUUGAAGAGCCUGUGUAUCCUUUCUUCAGCCCAGGAAAGAAUGACCCAGGCAGCAGGCUGCAGAUAUGCCACUAUUACUGAGAGAGCUGUGACGAGUGUUUAAAUUUAGCUACCUAAGAGUAAACUCGAGUAUGCCGGUGUUUUCAGAUUUGCUGUUAGCAAGGUUUUAUCUCACAGACCAGACUGGAGAGCCAGGGUGAUGUUGACCCUUCAGCCAUGUACUGUACGCAUUUGAGCUGUUACUUGUUGGUCUUACUAGAGUUUGAAAAUAGGAAUUAAUACUGAAUAAGAAUUACCAGGUGUCUCGUCACACUUCAGCUGUAAUGAAGAACUUAAUUUAUUCUCUUUUUGGGAUAGAAAAUUUGAAAUUCAGUAUCUUUCAACCUAGACACACACACUGUAGGUUUAUACCCCUGGCUACUGUGGUUGGGGGGCGUUUUUGGAGAGGUGCUUUGCUGUCUAUAUCACUGUGUCUGCUGGGAUGCAGAUGCCUCAGAUGCUCUUGUUGAUCAGAGCAUGUACAGCUCUUAUCCUGUUAGCAACUGCUAUGCCAUACUACUGUACAUUAACUACGUUUUUGCCAGACAGGGUCCGUGCUGUUGCCUUGUUGGGUAGAACUUGAAGGGCAUGACACAUGGUUAUCACAUUGAUAGCUGUUGACAGUCAAGAUUCCGUCAUUAAUUCUAGGCUGAAGAACAGUCAGCACUGAAUUAUUUGACACGAAUUGGCCAGCUUGUACUGGGAUUUCACCUCUCAGACUAUUGUUAGAUUUCCAGGAACAAGUUGUUUUGUGGACGUUAAUGUCAGCUCAAAUAAUUUUAUCAUUAGACUUUUAAAAUCAUCUUUAUGUAUUUUUUUUUUUUUAUAUUAUGAUGUACUUUGUCGACACUUUUGGACUCGCAAAUUCCUCUGUAUAUUCCUCUGGGUCACAUUUUGCAGCCUAUUUUAUGUGAGCAGUGAUACUGAAGGCAUGAAGUCAUGCCAUUUUGCUUUUGUUGGAGGUAUUUUUUAAAAAUCUGAAACAUUUUUAUCAGUCUGUCUGUAAAUGAGCAGCUGGAAGACAAAGCAAAUGGUUAUAAAAUAUUCUAACGGCAAUUUAAGAUUUGCAGCCAUAUCCCCAAAUAUGUUGUCACUUAAUGGGUGAACGUUUAGAUGUAUUUAAGACAUUCCAUCCACAACUGUCAGGAUUCACAGCCAAGAGUCCACGUUUACUAAAAUGAAAACUUGUGGAAUGCCAAAUGAAAGUUCUCCAUGUUUUUGUUUUGCUUUGUUACAAAUUACUUGCAGCAUGUCCUUAAUUAUAUUAUUUUUUUUUAUUUUUAUUUUUUUUUUAACAAUCCUGCUUUAGUUUAUCGCUAGCUGUCGAGUUGGUCCAGACAUUUUUAAGUCUAUUAUCUAACUCGUCCUCGUGAUUUUUAUUUUCUAUCAAUUAAUGCCGUUUUAUUUGAUUUUGAAUGUAAAAUUACAUGUAUCUGGACAAUUGUAUACAUUUUUUUGUUUUUCCUUCCUUCAUAAACUUAUAUUUAAAUAUUUUCUUAUUUGAGAUGAGAUGAUCUCUAUGGGUUUUUAUUUUUCCUGGUGCAUUUCCCCACAGUGCGGUUAUGAACCUACAUGUGGGAUGUUUGCCAUCUUCCAGGGUCAUACAGUGACUUUGUUUUUCUUUUUCUUUUUCAAAUGAGCUUAUUGAGGAGCAUAAUAGAAACAUUUAAGAGCAUGAUGAUAUUUGAGAUUGGCCGUAGGUGUGGCCAAUGAAAUUGCUCCUUUUUUCAGUUAGACGUCUGAAGUGUUCACGUGUUAGAACUGGAAAACUCUGUGCUCUUUAACUUUUGAGUAUUUGCUAAUUGUUUUGUCUAAGAUUGCAUACCUCCAUUUAAUGAACACACAUUUCAUCUCUGGAUUUCAUUUUUGUAUUCAGCAUAGCAGUUUUGGGGCUGUGUCUUGAUAAAUGUGAAAGGGGGGAAAAAAAAUACUCUUGUUACUCCCUGUUUGUGGCCCUUUCACCUGCUAUGAAUGUGCUUAGUGUUUCUCAGACUUUACAAUGAGAUUAAAAGAGGAAAAAGA